Coprinopsis cinerea okayama7#130 is the source of this 1517-nucleotide messenger RNA. RefSeq lists its product as hypothetical. The coding region runs from base 1 to 996 and encodes 331 amino acids. Lineage: Eukaryota; Fungi; Basidiomycota; Agaricomycetes; Agaricales; Psathyrellaceae. The record is from RefSeq and is a predicted model, not a curated record. The transcript has a single exon.
AUGGGCCGAGCUCUAUUCUCCAAGACCCACCGCGCACCAGCUGUCGCUGUCCGCACAGAACCGGACCUGCUUGGGCCCCCUUGCGAAAAAUGGAGCGUCUCGAAUAGGUUCGACCCUGACUCUGACGAGUUCUUCGAGCAUGCGCAGUACGAGGCCUUCAUUGACCCCGAGACUGUCCGUCGGGAGCAGGCGGAGGGGAUUGCGGAACGGGUUCGGAGGGCGACAAUCCUUGAUGUGAGCUCUGACAGCUCGUCGGAUUCAGGCGACGGAGGUAGCGAGGUGGGGAGCCCAAUGGCCACAGGAUUGGACGACCCAGCGGUCAUGCUCGCCAACACCAUCGCCAUGGCGGAGGAUGUCCGGACGGCGCGCGCAAGUCGCCAAUUCCUCGCCGCCAGCGCCAGCGCCAAUCUCGAACAAUGGCGCACAGCACUCAGCGCCCUCAACGCCAAUACUGCCGCUGCACGUGAACAACUCGAACGUAUCACAGCAGAUAUGGCCGCGGACAAUAUUGCCAUUGCCAAUGCGGCUAAUAAUCUGACCACGGCCCCUAGAUCUAAUCGAAAUCGCCCUCGAUCAGCCUCUGCGGUUCCGGCCGUCCUUUCUGCGUCCACCGUCCGUUCGUCGAUUAUCGCUGCUGAUGUAUCGAUGGACCAGAUUCCCACUCCGCCUCGCUCCCCAGUCUUGUCGAGGCCCGUCGUCGUCUUCCCACCUUCCCCUCGAUCAAGGUCUCGCAGCCCGGUUCGCGUCCCAGCCACUCCUUCCACCCCACACAAUCCUACCGAGGACCACUCUUUGAUCUCACCAUCCCCUCCGGGAAGCGUUACCCCUGCAAGGCCCUAUUCGUGGAGGGACCCCCAUUGGCACCCAAUCCCUGCCAUCCCCAAUAGCCCCACCCGCACGAGAAACACCAGAGAGGGACCUCUGACAAACCCUCGUGCCAGGAUGUCGUAUGCUAGGCUCACUACUACCCCUGUCCUUGUCCGAAACGCCAAUUAAGGCACUUUCAAAAGAGAGGCUCAUCGACCAGCUCAACAAUCCUAAGACCCGUAAUCACGAUGGACACUGCUGUUACUUUCUAGAGUCCUUUGCCACCUUCAACCGUUUUCUUGCUAUAUACCCCUAUGUAUGGCACACCCUUCACGCGGAUUGUAUUAUUGGCCUUUGCUCUGCCUCUUUGUUGUUCAAUAUGUUUAUGUUGGUUGCUUCGUUUUGACUUAUGCUCUUAUAUCCUAUGUUUCAAGCUUUCCAUUGUUUUCUUACCCAACCCCUCUUGUUCCCGCCGCUUCCCCCACAGUCCUUUCAGCCCGCCUUGUCCUCGCUUUCAGUCUGUUUUGGUUAUUCACCUACUCAUGCCACAUCACCAGCAACCAACCACCAAGCCACGCUCCAUGAACGAACGCAACAUCUGUAUCCAAUACAUCCGACUGUCAAGCAACAAACAAACGACCUUUUUGUAUCAAUUGGGUGGAUUCGCGGGUUGCAGCCCUAUGUAUAUUUACCUUUUACACUUGCUGUUU